Podospora pseudocomata is the source of this 1841-nucleotide messenger RNA. RefSeq lists its product as uncharacterized. Lineage: Eukaryota; Fungi; Ascomycota; Sordariomycetes; Sordariales; Podosporaceae. The transcript has 2 exons. The coding region runs from base 318 to 1607 and encodes 429 amino acids. Gene Ontology annotation, molecular function: phosphatidate phosphatase activity. The record is from RefSeq and is a predicted model, not a curated record. Gene Ontology annotation, biological process: phospholipid metabolic process.
GAAACACGAGCGGGAAAAAGAGCAAUGACGACACAGAUGGGCGGCUUUUUGUGACCCAGACCAAGGAAUUUCUGGCAGAGGGUGUCGGGCUGGACGAGAGAGGGGACGGACACAAAAUGGGCGUUGGGUGGGUGUUCCAGACCUUUUUGUACUUUUGUUUUUUCCACACUUGUAUAUCUUUUUGUUUGUUAGGGAUCAUCAAAAGGGAGAGCUAAGACUGCGGCUUUCUGGGCGCGUGCGAGGUUUUUGUUGUGAAUAUCACCCACCAUACGCCAAGACAUUACACUUCGACAAGGGCACCCACAGAAUAGGACGUCAUGUCAUCGGGGCUUCCGAAAUUCUACCAACGGGGCCGCGACCGGCGUCGCGAGUCCCGCGCUUUGGAUGAGGCUAUUUCUAAUGGUACUGCUGGCACGACGGCUGCGGGGAGUACGAAUGUCAAGGGGAGCAAGUCGUCGCGGUUGAUGCAGUUUGUCAAGAGGUGGAUUUUGGUCUCGUGGAAGGAUUUGCUUGCGAUGGCUGUUUUUGGGGGUGCUGCUUUGGGGAUCUACCAAGCUCCCUAUGCCUCCACCCGCAAUUUCCCCAUCACCUUCAACCAGUCUGGCGAUAUCGUCUACCCCGAACUCGCCUACCCUCACCGCGGGUGGAUCAUCAGCCCGCAACUUUCGGGCGUCAUUGCGGUUGUGAUCCCGCUUGGGGUUAUUUUCCUGGCGCAAAUCAGGAUCAAGUCAUUCUGGGACUUGAACAAUGCUGUUUUGGGGCUGUUGUAUUCGAUGAUCUUGUCGAGUUUCUUCCAGGUUGUUAUCAAGAAUUUGAUUGGGGGGUUCAGGCCGUAUUUUUUGGAUAUUUGCCAACCGGAUAUCUCCCUUGCGUCGAGUAAUAAUGCGACGGGUUUGAAUGGUGUUGGGUUUCAGCAGAUCAUGUACACGAUCGAAAUCUGCACCAACCCGGACAAGGCGGCGAUCAAGACGGCUAUAACGAGCUUCCCUUCUGGCCAUGCCACAAGUGCGUGGGCGGGGUAUGGGUUUUUGUUUUUGUGGAUGAACGCGAAGCUGAAGGUUUGGGGUAACUACCAAACGAGCUUUUACUGGUUGGUCUUGUUGACUGCGCCGGUGUUGGGGGCGACAUUGCUAGCGAGUUGUUUGACGGUUGAUCAGGCACAUCAUUGGUAUGAUAUUUUGGCGGGGAGUAUCAUUGGGAUCGGGACGAGUAUUGCCUGUUAUCGGUUGGUGUACGCGGCGGUUUGGGAUUGGAGGUGGAAUCAUGUGCCGUUGAAGAGGGCGUCGCCGUUUGGGUAUGAGAUGGAGGGUGAUCGGUUGUUGCCUACGUAUCACAAGGCUACCUGGACGAAGAAGCUGGGUUGGGGGAGGAGGAAGGGCGCGAGGGUGGGGAGGGGGAGUGUGAGGGGGCCGGUGGAGAAGAAGGGGUUGGCCAGUGGAAGGAGCAGUGAGACGUAUGCGAGGAAUGGGAGCGCGGUGAGUCCUCACUCGAGAGUGGCGCCACCGGUGAAUGGGUAUGGGAAUGGUGUUGCUCAUCCUGAUCCGGCGGUGGCGAGGGGAACAGGAAGCGUUGGGCGGUAUGAUGGGAGGGGUGAUCAGAUGGUUUGAGUUGGGCUGAGUUUUUGUUUUGUCUGCGAAUCUGAUGGUGUCUUUUUGGUCUGUUGAUAUUUGGCUUUUGGGAACCGAGCAAGCAAGCGAGCAGCUACUAGUGUUUUUCUUUUGUUGAAGCGAGUGUAGUAUUAUUAUUCUAGGAUAUGUAAGUUUAAUAAGAUUGAUACCCGAUGCAUGUACACAUCAUGUCCACUUACGAUCUGGUGUGCGGAUGUGGUAUUUUGUCGCGUG